GCGCUCGCCGCCGCGACUGGCCUCUGCGCAUGCGCGGGGAGAAGCGCGAGGAAGGUGAAGAUGGCGGCGGCCGGAGCAGGGGCCCUGGGAGUUCGGUGGCUGCAAAGGGCUGUCCGGAACGUGGUGCCGCUAGGGGCACGGACAGCCUCCCACAUUACCAAGGACAUGCUGCCGGGGCCCUAUCCGAAGACCCCAGAAGAACGGGCAGCCGCCGCCAAGAAGUAUAACAUGCGUGUGGAAGACUACGAACCUUACCCGGAUGAUGGCAUGGGGUAUGGCGACUACCCGAAGCUCCCUGAUCGCUCACAGCAUGAGAGAGAUCCAUGGUAUGACUGGGACCACACAGACCUAAGGUUGAACUGGGGUGAACCGAUACACUGGGACUUAGACAUGUACAUCAGGAACCGUGUGGAUACAUCCCCCACACCUGUUUCUUGGAAUACCAUGUGUAAGCACCUUUUUGGCUUUGUGGCCUUCAUGAUUUUCAUGUUCUGGGUCGGGGAGAAGUACCCCACCUACCAGCCUGUGGGGCCGAAGCAGUAUCCUUAUAAUAAUCUAUACCUGGAACGAGGAGGUGAUCCCACCAAAGAACCUGAGCCAGUGGUUCACUAUGAGAUCUGAGCAGGCACCAUGGGCUUUUGUGUCCUCUAACCAGGACUCCCUCAUUUCUAGAGAUUUAACCUUAAUGAAAUCCCUAAUAAAACUCAGCACUGUGGUA
Sciurus carolinensis (gray squirrel) is the source of this 718-nucleotide messenger RNA. It is a transcript of the gene Ndufb8, whose product is annotated as NADH:ubiquinone oxidoreductase subunit B8. NCBI's taxonomy places the organism in Eukaryota, Metazoa, Chordata, Mammalia, Rodentia, Sciuridae. The transcript has 5 exons. Bases 61 to 621 code for a protein of 186 amino acids. Gene Ontology annotation, biological process: mitochondrial electron transport, NADH to ubiquinone. The record is from RefSeq and is a predicted model, not a curated record. Gene Ontology annotation, cellular component: mitochondrion.